Messenger RNA from Westerdykella ornata, 890 nucleotides. RefSeq lists its product as uncharacterized. Lineage: Eukaryota; Fungi; Ascomycota; Dothideomycetes; Pleosporales; Sporormiaceae. The record is from RefSeq and is a predicted model, not a curated record. The transcript has 3 exons. Bases 345 to 800 code for a protein of 151 amino acids.
UUUCCUUUUUCGCUCCUUCGUCUUCGCUUCUGCAAGCUUAGCAUUGGGACGUCCAAGGCUGAGAUGAGUACAAUGAUGUCCUGGGCCAAGAGAAGGGAGAAGCUUGGUUUUCUCGGUUUACGAGGAGGAUGGUGGGAAGAUGUGUGAGGGAGGAAGGUAUAAGAAGAGCUGCAUUUUUUAUUUUGGUUUCGUUUCGUUUCCUCUCGUUUUGUCUCCGUCUGUCGGCUUCGUCCAUUGACUUCCAACUCCUCACGGAUCAAGCUUGAGCGAAGAGCAAAAGUGCCGCUUUUGCCCCUUCUCAACCGGUCCGUUUUGAGAAAGCAGAAGAAAAAUAACCGGGAAAGAUGAAGUCGCUCGUAUUCCUCCUCGCCGCGGCCGCUCUGCCCGCCGCCAUCGUCGCGCAGUCGUCUACUCCCGAGACUGCGACCGCGACGACUACAACGCCGCUAGGAGUGGCAUCGUCGACGUCUGCUGUUUGCGAAGCGCAUGGUGAUCACUGGCACUGCCCCCCCGGCGUCCCCACCCCAACCACCGCGCCCCACGACCACAACGACGAUACACCCGAUGAUCAUACCCAUGAAGAAGAAGAUGGAGAAGGCCACGACCAUGACCAUGAGGAAGAUGAUCAUCACGACACGCACGUUACAGCUACCACGUGCGUUCCCCAUGGCGACCAUUGGCAUUGUCCUUCUGGUGUCGCGGAGCCAAUGACGCCGCCUGCGCCGGAGUCUUCGGCUUCGAGGACUUCUUCGGGCGCGAGUGCGGCGACGACGGGGACGACAACGACGCUGUUCGUUUGAGUUUAAGGGGAGUGGAGAGAGGAGGGAAGGAAAGGAGGGGAUGGGUUGAGUGGAGGGUAUGUAUGUGCUUUUGUCUCUCCGUAGUGUGUC